AAAGAGAAGCGCGCAUCGCUAAAUGUCGGUAAAAUAAACCCGGCGUAUCGGUGGAAAGAGAAUAUUUGGUGUUGUGCAUACGUCGUUCUCUUUUGUUCAUUUUAAGAGUGAGAAGGAAGGAAGGAAGAAGGAAAGGAGAAUAGGAAGGAAAGGAAAGGGAAGGAAGAAAGACAAGAAAAAAAGAAACAAAAAAAGAAGAAAAAAGAAAUAACGUUUGAUGGACGGUAGAGCGGAAUCUUCGUAGAAAGCCAAGAAGAAUAUUUUUCUUGCAUUCUCGUGUCAGUUUUAAUGACCGAGUCGAGUCGAUCGAUUCAACAAGAGAGUACCGCGCCCCGUGAGAGACAUACAUCUGUCCUUCAUCAUCAUCAUCAUCUCUCUUUCUCUCUCUCUCUCUCUCUCUUUCUUUUUCUCUUUCUCUUUCUCUUUCUCUUUUUUAACCUUCCCCUCUCUCUCUCUCUCUCUCUCACACACACACCACACACACACCAUAUAUAAAUCCUAUCCAAAGCUACCAGUCGGAUCCUAGCCUUUAAAAAGCUUCGUUCGUGUCGUCGUCAUCGUCGAUCGACUCACCGGCGUCGAUCGCUUUAUUUUUUUUCCAUUUUUCUUUUUGUUUUCUACCAUUCGGCAACAAGGCUAAACCGAACUUCUAAAGGAAAAAGAGUAUCAACAACGUGCGUUCGAUCGUGAUAAGUUUCAUUGCGAAUUAUCGAGAAAAAAAAAAUGUCGACAGCUUUGCUAGCCGUCUUCGCCGUAAUCCUUUGCAUUCUCUUCAGAUUGCUCAACGUAAACAGUGCGCCACAAAAGCCACUUCUUAUUUGUCAAGAUCCUAACUUUUUGUCUACUCUAUUGAAAAUCGCACCGGUUAUCACCGAACCAUACAAACCUACAAGACUAUGGGGGUUCAGCGGUCACGUGCAAACGGUGGUCCACAGUAUCAUUGGUCGUGUACGAUGUCCUUGGCCAAUAGGAGAUCGCGUAUACAUUGGUCUAUCCGACGACACAACUCUAACUUAUGAUCUUUAUCAACCAUUGACUAAUGGCCAUGAAGACGAUAUCACGAUAGCUAUCUGUCCGGGCAUUGGCAACACUUCUGAAAGUGUCUACAUCAGGACAUUCGUUCACCUUGUUCAGUGUCACGGUUAUCGAUGCGCCGUACUUAAUCACGUAGGAGCUCUUUCUAGUGUCAAAGUCACAGCGCCAAGGAUAUUCACUUAUGGUCAUACUGACGAUUAUCACAUGAUGCUACAAAAUUUAACCGAACAACAUCCAAAUACGAGAAUUGUUUGCAUAGGAUUUAGUUUAGGCGGUAAUUUAGUCACCAAAUAUCUAGGGGAACGCGGAUUGAAUAAAUUAUCUAAUAUCAUAGGCGGCAUAUCCAUUUGUCAAGGUUACAAUGCGCUCGAAGGUACGAAGUUCUUAUUAAACUGGCAAAACUUCAGACGCUUUUAUCUCUAUGUAAUGACAGAAUCCGUUAAAAAUAUAAUAUUGAAACACAAGCAUGUACUCCUUUCGGAAGAAGUGAAACAAAAAUAUUCCCUCAACGAGCGAGAUAUUAUUUCUGCUGCUACGUUACCCGAACUCGAUGAAGCUUAUACGAGAAGGGUACAUCAAUUUAGGUCCGUGCAAGAAAUGUACAAAUGGUCCAGUUCCAUAAAUUAUCUUGAUAACAUCUAUACACCAAUGGUAUUUAUCAAUUCUGUAGAUGAUCCUAUUGUACCGGAUUCAUUAUUAAAGCCUAUAAGAGAAUAUGCUGCGACUCAUCCAAACACAUUGUACGUUGAAUUGUCACACGGAGGUCAUUUAGGUUUCUACGAAGGUGGCCUUCUUUAUCCAAAUCCUAUAACAUGGCUGGAUCGUACUUUAGUUUCACUCGUAGGAUCACUCACUUUAGCACACGCGGAUAAGGCUUUGAAAACCUCUUAACGACAUUAUAUUCCUGCAUAUAAUAUUAUUAUUAAUAAUAAUAAUAAUAAUAAUAAUAAUAAUAAUAAUAAUAGUAAUAGUAAUAGUAUUAAUAAUAUUAAUAAUAAUUUCUUCGCGCGCGCACGCACGCACACGCGAAUGUACUGUACAACGUCAGUUUGUGCAUUUACGAU
Vespa crabro (European hornet) is the source of this 2099-nucleotide messenger RNA. RefSeq names its product abhydrolase domain-containing protein 2 (gene Hydr2). Lineage: Eukaryota; Metazoa; Arthropoda; Insecta; Hymenoptera; Vespidae. Gene Ontology annotation, cellular component: sperm plasma membrane; sperm flagellum. Gene Ontology annotation, biological process: acylglycerol catabolic process; steroid hormone receptor signaling pathway; sperm capacitation. Gene Ontology annotation, molecular function: acetylesterase activity; monoacylglycerol lipase activity. The transcript has 7 exons. The record is from RefSeq and is a predicted model, not a curated record. Bases 724 to 1926 code for a protein of 400 amino acids.